AUGGUGUUGCCUAUAAUUACACAUUCUUCCAUCUCAUAUUCGCCAUCGCAUCCAUGUACGUUGCGAUGCUUCUUACCAAUUGGUGCGAAUAACGUCACGACUGAAACCGAUGAGUUGGUCACUAUAGGACAAACCUUUAUUGCGGUAUGGGUUAAGGUCGUUUCAAGUUGGGUUUGUUUUGCUUUAUAUAUAUGGACUCUCGCUGGCCCAGUAUUCAUGCCAAGCCGAUUUGGA
Acaulospora morrowiae is the source of this 234-nucleotide messenger RNA. The record is from the annotation of a GenBank genome assembly. Lineage: Eukaryota; Fungi; Glomeromycota; Glomeromycetes; Diversisporales; Acaulosporaceae.